Molecule: messenger RNA, 1230 nt
Organism: Saxophila tyrrhenica
Lineage: Eukaryota; Fungi; Ascomycota; Dothideomycetes; Mycosphaerellales; Extremaceae
Exons: 1
Coding region: 1-1230 (409 amino acids)
Source: RefSeq, a predicted model, not a curated record
AUGGCAGCCGCAGUGUCAAGAUGGUCGAGCUCAACAGAAUACCACAGCAAACCAUCUGGCACGCAAUUCGCAGGCUAUGACUCGUACCUCGUCUGCCGUGAGACGUACCACAGCCCUUUACUGGAAGCCGCCGCCGCAACAUGGAACCGAGAGCAACCUGCAGAAUUAAGAGCCUUACUCAAAGCCAGAGCAAACCUGGACGAGCGCGACAGCAGUGGCAAUACCUGUCUUCACCUGCUAGUAGCCGCCGCACAUCCUAGCCAAACCUGGGUCGUACACUCAGCGACGGCACUCGUUCGCGCUGGCGCAGACCCGAGCCAGCUCAACUGCUUUGGUACCACCGCAUUCGACGUCGCGUGCGACGCCCCUGCGGCACUUGGCAGCUUUCGAAGAGAUCUUCUCCUGCAAGCACUUCUGGAGAGCGGCAGAGACAUCCUCGACACUCGGCUCUUUGGACCCACCCGGCUUACGAGCAUCUACACCAAGAUGCGGCAUGAGGUGCUGUUCGGCGACCGCUCUUCACACUCAGACUUCGAACUACGAAAUGCACUACUGGAGGAGCUCACCGAAGCUGCCUGGCAGCGCAACUUAACAUCCGACCGCAAAUUGCCCGAGACAGCUUUGAAGCGUGUUCUAGCAUCCCAUGCGCUGGCCGCAUUCACGGACGCUGACACGGUUCUUCGAGAAGCACUGGACUACUUGAGGCUGAUGUGCGAGGGCAAGAAGCAGAUCGUGCUGCUAUGCAAGCAACGCCUGCACAAAGGAACCUGCGUACGGUUAAGCGAACACAUCAACUUGCUUCAGAUGGCUGAGAAGGCGAACACCGCGGCACUUCUGGAGUUCGACUGGUUUCGUCCUGUGGAUGUCGAAGACUUAUUUUCCAGCUACGUCGACAGCCUCAUCGAUCAACUGGAAGCCAUCAGACCAACAUCGAGGGAUCAGGCAGACAAUAUCGAAGGCCUGAUCGACCUCCUGCAGAACGCGAUACCGAGCUCAGGCGAAUUGUGUCAGCGGAAAGCCAAAGAGGACGACACGGACUCGAUUGAACGUCCUGAUAGCGCGAAGUGGUUCCCUUCGCUGGUGAUCGACACCAAUGUGUCAGGUGAAGGGGGAUGUGGAAGCUACAGUGACUGGCUUGCUGGCGAGCAGUCGUCAGCGGCUUCAGAGGAGCGGGAGAGGAAGGAAUCGAUUGUCAAGACGCCGGUAGAGUUUUACGGACCGAAGUUUUGA